UGAUGAGCCGCUAGAUGUCGCCAACAGCGAUGAGUUUUUUUGUUGAUAGCUCAGCUCAGUUCAUAACAAAAACUCAGCUUCAAGCUUGACAGACAUUCUCGGGGAUUAUCAGAGUUGUAGAUUUUUGUUUAUUACUUAUUAUUUUGAAUUUGUAAGCUAUUUUUUGUGUGUCUAUCGUCUAUUUCAAACUUGUGUCGGAGUUUAUUCUCGUUGUUGUUUGCGAACUAGCAAAUCGAUUUUAAUCUUAACUUAGCAACGUUAGCUAACGUUAACGUACGUAGCUAAACAAUUUAUUUGAGUUUAGAUUUUUAAUGUAAGUUAGUGAUUUGAGGGUCGAACGCAUAUAACAGUUAAAGCAAACUGUUUCAACUUUAACCGAUGAUCAAAAGGCUGCACUAAGUGAUAACUAGGUGCAUACCACAGAGAUCACAGAGAUAAGAGGGGAAUUUUCCUGACGUAUUUUGUAGUUUAGCAAAACAUUUGCCUAUAUUAGUUAUAUAGUAAUACACUGAUGAUAAUUUAAACCUAUAGAUGCAAAUAUUACAAGUUAAAGGUGGUUAGUUUAUUAGAAAUAUGAUUAACAUUCUUACAUAAUUUUUUAGUUAAGGCAUAGUGUAAGUAUUAUAUUAUGCAGUUUAAUACCUUUAAAAAUUCUUCUUUUUGAUAACCACAAUGCAGGAUCCAAUUCCACCUUCCCCUAUAAGACCAGCUGUGGCCCCAUCAGUAGAAUUGGGUGUCACAAUUUUUUACACCUUUUUUUAUGGGUGUCUGUUUUUAGUUGUAUACAUUCAACUUUGGUUACUGUUACUGUAUCGGCACAAACGUUGGAGCUACCAGAGCGUUUUUCUUUUUCUUUGCCUGUUCUGGUCAGGCCUUCGCACAACACUCUUUUCAUUUUAUUUUCGAGAUGCCCUUGCAGCCAACCACCUACCCACUCCGGCCUACUGGCUCCUCUAUUGUUUUCCUGUGUGCCUGCAGUUUUUCACCUUGAGUCUCUUUAAUCUUUACUUCACUCAGGAAUUGCUUAAAGUUAGACGCGUAUUCAAUGUGGAGCCCAAUAAAGGACUAUGGGUGGCUCGCUGUGUGUAUACAGCCAUGAGUGUCAUCUUCCUGUGUGUCAAUGUAGUUUGCGCAAGCCUUGAAGAGCGUGGUGGUUCAGGUGAUAAAGCAUGGAGUCUGGUGCUGAUUCGGGUGCUGGUGAAUGACCUGCUGUUCAUUUUGGAAGCUGUCUGCUUGGCCAUAUCUCUGCUCCUGUUAAUGCGAUUUUCCUCCUUGACUAUCCCUUAUCUAAGCACUAAGGGGAUUUGCCGGACUGCAGUGCUUGGGGCCGGUGUCAUCUUGCUCUUCGCCAGUAGGGCCUGCUACAACCUGGCGGUGUUGUUUUUGUCUCAAAAACAUAAAAUAGAGGCCUUUGAUUAUGACUGGUACAACAUCUCGGAUCAGGCUGAUCUUCGCAGCGUACUUGGAGACAGAGAAUACAUUAUUUUUGGAGCUGUACUUUUCAUUUGGGAACUGCUACCUACCAGCUUGCUCAUUAUUAUCUUCAGAGUUCGCCAGCCUUCCCAAGAAAAGAACUGCACCCCAGCUAUUGGCAACAGGCGUAGUUCUCGGCCGUAUUUUUUUGACGAUCCUCGUGGGAUGGAUGGUGAUAGUGGUGCUUCCUGGAGUCACAGCAUAAAUCCCUAUAACAGCUGGUUUGGGUCUAGUGAGACCACCCCACUCCUCUUCAACAGGACUGAGCAGGGCAGCCAGCAUCACUCUCUAUACUCAACUCCACAGGCCUGACCACUAUGCAAAGCUCCAGAGAUCUGACUCUGAUCCUCUCAGGCAAUAGUUCUGCAUUACCUCUUCCUGUUGACAAGCUCAAUGGGAAAUCUUGCACUAAAAUGUAUCAGAAGCAUCUAAACUUCUGAAAUUGCACAUCGACUUUGUAAAGCUGAUUACAAAUAGACUGAAUGAUCAUUACAUAAACUUUAACACGGUUAAUAUUUUUUUCUAUACAUGUUAGGACUAAAUGGUGAGUUGUGGCCACAUUUAUCCUUUUAUUAGCUGGAUUAUCUAUAAAAUGUAUUUUUUCCAGAUGUGAAUUAUGUUUGGAAUAACAACAUUCCAUUGCAAAUGGUGUUUAAAGGGAACAAUAACUUUUAUUAACCUUGUGCUGAAAUUUAAGAUUUAUUUUAAUAAUAAAUUAAUUUAAUUAUUACAUUUUGUAACUAAUUGUGCUUUCAUGUACUGUCAUUAUUAAAAGUUUUCAUAAUUACAUAAAAUAAACCAAUGGUGUGCUGGUGUUCAUUACUACUAUUUUCUAGAAAGUAUACAUUAAACUGUUGAUAAGGUGUUACUAUCAACUACAAAGCUACCCAUAGAUUCUUAUCGGCAUUACGAGAAUUUUUAACUAUCACGAUUCCUACACGUUUAUAUAUUUUUGAUUGAU
This is a messenger RNA of Paramisgurnus dabryanus, 2434 nucleotides long. NCBI's taxonomy places the organism in Eukaryota, Metazoa, Chordata, Actinopteri, Cypriniformes, Cobitidae. The record is from RefSeq and is a predicted model, not a curated record.